Aspergillus steynii IBT 23096 is the source of this 1084-nucleotide messenger RNA. RefSeq lists its product as uncharacterized. NCBI's taxonomy places the organism in Eukaryota, Fungi, Ascomycota, Eurotiomycetes, Eurotiales, Aspergillaceae. Bases 86 to 889 code for a protein of 267 amino acids. The transcript has 3 exons. The record is from RefSeq and is a predicted model, not a curated record.
CCAUCUGCCCCCAUCUGCCCUGACCUCAUCUGCCCCAUCCUCCUCUGCCACAUCUGUCCCAUCUGCCAAAUCUGCCCCAUCCACCAUGUCCGUCCCUGAUGAAGACCCCGAGAGAAAGGAGAUGCGCAAAUCGCUGCGUAGUCUUGAGAGGCAUGUCACUGGGCUGAAGCCAGACCAUCAAAUCGCUCCAUCCGAGAUCGAUCGAAUUCAGCUCAUGCCUCUGUCUCUGGAUGAAGGCUCAAAGGAUAGACCGGUCUUUUUUACUCCUUUGGACGAGUCCUUCCUCGAGACCCCUGAUGAUGAAUACGAUCAAAAAUAUGGCAUGGAAUAUGAUACCUAUGAUUCAAUUCCAGAAGAUUGCAGAGAUCCGAAAACCUGCGCCCAAGCAAUCAAUAUUUACUGGUCUACCUAUCUCUCUCGCUACUCCCUCGGCAAACAACCCGUGGGCGGCGAAAUCGUGUGGUCCCCGGUUAGAAUUGGCUACACUGUGUAUAAGGACCUCUACCGUUAUGGCUUUCCGGAGUUUGGCUUCACCGAUGCUGAACAGGUCAAAACUGGGCCAUAUGCGCACAUGAAGGCCACCAUUUACAACAACCUCAACGGCGACGAUGACCACUUGCUUCAAGGAGAAAUGCUCCCUAUCUUACGUCUGAUGAUAGGCCACCUGAGAAGGGCCCGUUUUAUCGAUCACAUGGUCGCACCGUUGAUGGUCUUUUCUUUCCUGGGCCCCCAGCACGCUCGCGUCAUCGAAGCCUACGUGGAAGACCAUACCGUGGUGGUACGACGGACCAAAUUAUACGACCUUCGUAGCAAAGACGCCGCAGCAUUCAAACUUUUUGCUCGGUGGUUCUUUGGAAAACCAGGUGCACCGACAGGUCAAUCUCAAUAAGCUCGCAAUGAUGUUUUUGUUUUGCUCCAAGGCGAGCUGGAGCUGUAUGUGGUUUUUGGACGGUUAGGGUCGGCGUUUCGGUUACACUGUCUAUUCCAUUGUAUGGGAAUGUACACGAUCAGGAGCUUUUGGGUUAUGGGUACGGGUUAGGCUAAGAAUGAUACCUUGAAUGAAUAGCGUGACUUUAUUUUCGUG